GUUCUGUUUAUAAAUACGGACCUAUUCUCGUAUUUAUAAACAGAACAUGCAGUAUUUUUGUCAUAGAAUUAUUCCGGAGUAAAACCGCAUAAAAAUCGGAACGUGAUUAAAAGUUUGACGUCGUUGACGGUUGACGUUUAUAUUUUGCUCCACCAUUUUCUUUUACCUUUUAACUCGAAGUUGAAGAAGGUGCCAAAAUGACCAACUCAAAAGGUUAUCGUAGAGGAACCAGGGAUUUAUUCGCCCGAAGAUUCAAAAAACAUGGUGUAAUCCCACUUUCCACAUACUUGCGUGUCUACAAAGUAGGUGAUAUUGUAGAUGUUAGAGGCAAUGGUGCUGUCCAAAAAGGUAUGCCCCACAAAGUAUACCAUGGCAAAACCGGCCGUGUUUUCAAUGUAACUGCCCACGCUCUUGGUGUUAUUGUCAACAAGAGGGUACGUGGAAGAAUCAUUCCCAAGAGAAUCAAUGUCCGCAUUGAGCAUGUAAAUCACUCAAAAUGCCGUCAAGAUUUCUUGACACGUGUAAAAUCUAACGAAAAACUCCGUAAAGAAGCCAAGGAAAAGAAUGUCAAAGUAGAGCUUAAGAGACAACCUGCCCAACCUAGGCCUGCACAUAUUGUCAAUGGAAAGGCUGGGGCACAAGUGCUAGCACCUAUUCCAUAUGAAUUUAUUGCUUAGUGUUGUUUUAACAAUAAAAUAUCUUUAAUAUAGUUUGUAUGCUUUAUUAGCCUUAGACAACAAGGUACCUUUUUAUCUUCACCUUUUGUGGCAUCCUUCUGCCCUUCCUGAAGGUUUCUGGCAAGUUUAAUUUUAGUCUAUUUUCAAGGACUAAAAUG
Messenger RNA from Psylliodes chrysocephalus, 835 nucleotides. NCBI's taxonomy places the organism in Eukaryota, Metazoa, Arthropoda, Insecta, Coleoptera, Chrysomelidae. The record is from the annotation of a GenBank genome assembly.